This is a messenger RNA of Pristis pectinata (smalltooth sawfish), 1835 nucleotides long. RefSeq names its product homogentisate 1,2-dioxygenase (gene hgd). The record is from RefSeq and is a predicted model, not a curated record. Gene Ontology annotation, cellular component: cytoplasm. NCBI's taxonomy places the organism in Eukaryota, Metazoa, Chordata, Chondrichthyes, Rhinopristiformes, Pristidae. The transcript has 16 exons. Gene Ontology annotation, biological process: L-phenylalanine catabolic process. Gene Ontology annotation, molecular function: homogentisate 1,2-dioxygenase activity. The coding region runs from base 16 to 1533 and encodes 505 amino acids.
GCUGAUUUGACAUCCAUGGAUGAUGCCCUCAAAGGCGUGCAGAUCUGUUGCAUCAGUUUUGGAGCAUGCCUAUUGCAAUGCCAGUUGUAUAAAGUCGACUCCCCUACAGCUACAAAGUUCUUUCUUCUCAGAGUACUACCUCUGGUUGGAUUGAAAUUUGGAUCUUUUGCAGAUUAUUUAAACACAACUAAACUGAACAAAAUGGGCUCACUCAAGUAUAUGUCAGGAUUUAACAAUGAAUUUUCUUCAGAGGAUCCACGCUGUCCUGGGUCCUUACCAGAGGGUCAGAAUAAUCCACAGGUUUGUCCGUAUGGGCUGUAUGCGGAACAACUGUCUGGUUCAGCCUUCACUUGCCCAAGAAACAGCAAUAAGAGGAGUUGGCUUUAUCGUAUCUUACCUUCAGUCCUUCAUAAGCCCUUUGCUUCUGUAUCUCAGGGAAACCUGUGCUACAAUUGGGAUGAAGUCAACCCUGAUCCCAACCAGCUCAGAUGGCUGCCAUUCAAAAUUCAGAAAGCAUCGGAGAAGAUGGUCGAUUUUGUAACUGGCUUACAUACUAUAUGUGGAGCUGGAGACAUCAGGUCACGCAGUGGCUUGGCUAUUCACGUCUAUGUCUGCAACACAUCAAUGGAGAAUAAGAGCCUUUAUAAUUCAGAUGGGGAUUUCCUUCUAGUGCCCCAAAAGGGGAACCUCUUGAUUACCACAGAAUUUGGCAAAAUGCUGGUUGAACCCAAUGAAAUUUGUGUCAUUCAGCAAGGGAUGCACUUCAGUGUGGAGGUUUUUGAAGAAACCAGGGGUUAUAUUCUGGAAAUCUUUGGAGGACAUUUUGAGUUGCCUGAUCUUGGCCCCAUUGGAGCCAAUGGCCUCGCCAAUCCCAGGGAUUUCAAGGUUCCCGUUGCAUGGUUUGAAAACAGACAAGUUCCAGCAGGUUUUACUGUCAUCAGCAAAUUUCAGGGCAAGCUUUUUGCUGCUCAACAGAAUCACUCUCCAUUUAACGUUGUGGCCUGGCAUGGAAACUAUACACCUUACAAGUACAAUCUGAAUAACUUUAUGGUCAUUAAUUCUGUUGCAUUUGAUCAUGCAGAUCCUUCAAUUUUCACAGUGCUGACUGCUAAAUCGACUCGCCCAGGUGUAGCUAUUGCAGACUUUGUGAUCUUUCCACCACGUUGGGGAGUAGCUGACCACACGUUCAGGCCUCCUUACUACCAUCGCAACUGUAUGAGUGAAUUUAUGGGACUUAUUAAAGGUCAUUAUGAAGCAAAGGAGGAGGGCUUCCUGCCUGGAGGAGGUAGUCUGCACAGUAUUAUGACCCCACAUGGGCCAGAUGCUGAGUGCUUUGAAAAAGCAAGCAAGGCAAAACUCAUACCAGAACGAGUAGCCGAUGGAACAAUGGCAUUUAUGUUCGAGUCGUCAUUCAACAUGAGUGUCACCAGAUGGGGUCUGGAAACGUGCAACUGCUUGGACAAAAGCUAUUCAAAUUGUUGGCAGUCAUUGAAAAGUAAUUUCAGUAUCAACUGGAAGCCAAGUGACAAGUGAACCUCUGAUACAAAAUGCCUGCCACAAAAGGUUUCAGAUGAGACUGUGGCCACUGGAAAAAGUCAUACCAGACUGACAGAUCGUUAGUUACCACUGGAAAAUGAUCAUCUCCACUGAAAUAAUUGCUGACAGUGAUUUUAAAAAAUGUAAACAUAUAGGCACGUGGAAAUCUUUACCAAGUGUUAAUCAAAUCAAGUUAAAUGACUGAUAUUCACACAAUCGUGCAUAUUUGAAACAAUAAAGAACAUGCUGGUCGACUAAGUGCUUAUUGUCAAAAUAAAAUGUAUUCACACUUCCCUACA